AUGCUGCUGGUGCUGGUGAGUGCUACCACUGGGGCCGUUUGUGGCUUUGUCGCGUCGAGUUGGAUUCGCAAGCGCAAGCCCAAGAAAUCAUAUGCACAAUUUGAGAGUUUCGAGGUGAUCCAACAGAAUCUCUGGAGUGAUGCUGCGAAGGCCACAGCGAAGGCUGAUGGUGCCAAAAACUUGGAGAUCCUACGUGCCGGCAACUUGCUGGGCAAGACGUGGCCCGUCCGAAUCUCCUGCCGGGAGGCCAACGGUGCAUCCGGCAAGGUGAUUCAUUUCAUCCGCCAUGGCCAGGGGUUUCACAAUUCGCUCUUCGAUUUCAGCAGUGUCUUCGAAUUCGAAGUUGGCGACAUCAGCCCCUACCACAUUCCUGAGAUGUUGGACCCGCCGCUGACGGAGAUCGGGCGUCAGCAGGCGCUGCGUUUGCGCGGCGUCGCUCUGCAGACGGCGCCGCAGCUGGUGCUGGUCUCACCGAUGAGCCGGGCCCUCAUGACGUCCAACAUCGCCUAUGCUCACCUGGUGGGAAAGAUUCCCUUCAUCGCGCACGAUGGAUGUAAGGAAAAGUCGCACGCCAUGGCGGCGGACUACCGACGUUCUGCCACCAUGGCCCAGGCGGACUUUCCCAAUGUGGACUUCAGCUUGGUCCCAGACAAGGACCCGCAGCUUGACGCCUUGAGACCCGAGACGGACAUGGAUGUGGCGCAGCGGGCCUACGACUUCAUGCUCUUCAUCCGAGAUCGCCCCGAGACGGAGAUCGUAGUCUCCACACAUUCUGCGUGGCUCUUCAAUGUCUUCAAUGUUGUGAUGAAAUGCGACUCGCCAGAGGUGGCGGAGUGGUUCGCCAACGGCGAAAUGAGGUCCGUGCGGGUGAGCUUUGAGAGCUGA
Cladocopium goreaui is the source of this 885-nucleotide messenger RNA. The record is from the annotation of a GenBank genome assembly. Lineage: Eukaryota; Dinophyceae; Suessiales; Symbiodiniaceae.